Messenger RNA from Passer domesticus (house sparrow), 948 nucleotides. It is a transcript of the gene BLOC1S3, whose product is annotated as biogenesis of lysosomal organelles complex 1 subunit 3. The transcript is spliced from 2 exons. The record is from RefSeq and is a predicted model, not a curated record. Gene Ontology annotation, cellular component: BLOC-1 complex. Lineage: Eukaryota; Metazoa; Chordata; Aves; Passeriformes; Passeridae. Bases 61 to 537 code for a protein of 158 amino acids.
UCCGGGUGCGGUCACGUGGGCGGCGCGUCAUGUGACCUGCGGCGCUGCGGGCCGGAGGCCAUGGCCGCCCCCCGCCCUCCCCGGGUGGUGCCGGGCGAGGCCUCCGAGAGCGACUCGGAGCCGGAGCUGCUGGUGGAGACGGCCGGGGAGGCCCCCGCAGCCGGGCUGAAGGUGCCGGGCGAAGCCUCGGAGACGGACGAGGAGGAGGAGCAGGAGCAGCAGAGGCCGAAGACGCCGCCGGUGCUGGCGGAGGAGCCGGCGGCCGUGUGGGGGGGCGGCCCCUCGCUGCUGCAGCAGCGGCUGCGGGAGGGCACGGGGCGGCUGCGGGGCGCGGUGGGCAGCGCCCUGCGGCACAGCUACGGCAGCGCGGCGCGGAGCCUGGGCGGGCUCGGGGGAGCGCUGGGCCGGGCGCAGGUCACCGCGGCCGCGGCAGCGCACUGCCUGCGCCUGGCCCGCCGCGAUCUGCGCGCCGUGGCCGACACCAUCGACAUCGUCACUGCGUGUCACCUCCUGCCCGACAUCCGCGGGCAGCUCUGAGCGGCACUGGGGCACCGCCUUCAGCAUCCCCACUGCGGCUGGCGCCGGCACCUGGCGGACAUCCAGCAGCACUGCUGUCCUCGGCAUCGCCGGCAGGAUCGGUGCAGCAGCCUGCCGAGGGUGGAGCUGCGACAUCGAGUCAUGUUUGCAGCACCCCACGCUGACUCUGAAGGCCUCCUCACCACGGUGGCAUCAUCCCCAGUGUACACAGUGACACCAAACUGGCUUUGGCACAGAGACUGCCAGCCUGGUGCCUCAGGACGUGCACGUGCUGGUGACAUCUUCACUGCUGGUCCCCUGGCCAGCUGUGGCCAUCCCUGAACUGCAGCCUGGUGCUGGCUCGUCACCAUUGUCCUCAAAUGCCACUGUUUUAUGUGACAUGGAACUGAAUAAAGGCGUGGUGGUGUCAGA